Molecule: messenger RNA, 3801 nt
Organism: Aspergillus steynii IBT 23096
Lineage: Eukaryota; Fungi; Ascomycota; Eurotiomycetes; Eurotiales; Aspergillaceae
Product: ABC transporter ATP-binding protein
Exons: 5
Coding region: 1-3801 (1266 amino acids)
Biological process (GO): transmembrane transport
Cellular component (GO): membrane
Molecular function (GO): ABC-type transporter activity; ATP hydrolysis activity; ATP binding
Source: RefSeq, a predicted model, not a curated record
AUGGAUACCGAAGCAAUCGAAAGCGAAAAGAAGGCCGCUACAGCACCGACUCCAGACGAGCCCGACGGGUCUUUCGCCGCCUACAAGCGCAUCUUCAAGUAUGCCGGUCCUUUCGAGCUCUCGUUACAGACCGUCGCAUCCUUCGCAGCCUUUGGUUCUGGUGCCGGCAUAGCCUUCCAGCCCCUUAUCAUAGGCCAGUUUAUCACCAGCGUCACCGACUUCACAUCAUCGCAAUCCUCUCCAUCCCAGCUUCGCUCAGAAGCUUCAAAGCUAGCUCUUUACUUCGUCUACCUCGGAAUUGCCCGCUUCGUCCUGUCUUAUAUCUACAACACGCUUUUCACCUACACCUCUCACACCAUUACUCGCAAUAUUCGGUGCGAAUACUUCAAGUCAGCUCUUAGUCAGGAAGUGGCAUUUUUCGAUCAUGGAACCGGUGGCUCAAUCGCAGCCCAAGUAACCUCCAACGGCCGCAUGAUUCAGGGCGGAAUUAGUGAGAAACUCGGUCUUGUCUUCCAAGGCAUUGCUGCUUUCAUCACUGCCUUCAUCAUCGCUUUCGUGGUUCAGUGGAAACUUACCCUGAUAUGCCUCUGUAUUGCCCCGGCUACUCUCGUUGUCAAUGGCGUUGCGGGAGGGUUCAUGGGAGGCUAUGAGAAUCAGAUCCUCGAGAUCAACUCGAAGGCCAACGCCUUUUCGGAGAGCGUUCUCUCCAGUGUGCGGACGGCGCAUGCCUUUGAGAUUCGAGACAGGCUGGUUGGCAGAUUUGACGAGUACCUGACCCGUGCUCAUGAGAUUGGCAGCAAGCUUUCGAUUAUUUUUGGGGUCUUUUUCUCCGCGGAGUACUGUAUCGUCUAUUUGGGCUACGGUUUGGCCUUCUGGCAAGGUAUCCGCAUGUUGUCCAGGGGGGAGAUUGUGGAAUCCGGGGGCAUCUUUACUGUCAUCAUGUCGGUGAUUAUUGCUGCUACGCAGCUAACCAUGCUUACUCCUUACAUGGUUGACUUCACCCGCUCCGCUACUGCGGCAUCUAUGCUUUUCAGGUUGAUUGAUCGCAAAUCCGAAAUUGAUCCUUAUGACCAUCUCGGGCAUCAACCAUCUGAGGCCGUAGGGGAAAUUGAGCUCAGCGAUGUUACUUUUGCUUACCCUACUCGGCCUGGAGUGAAAGUUCUCGACAACUUCUCCAUGAGAGCCCCUGCUGGCAAGGUCACUGCCCUGGUGGGUCAAUCUGGCUCUGGAAAGAGUACGAUAGUCGGCCUUCUGGAGCGUUGGUACAACCCCGAGUCAGGAAUCAUCAGAUUAGAUGGCCACCCAAUCGACCAACUGAAUCUCAGCUGGCUCCGAAAAAACGUCCGUCUCGUCCAGCAAGAGCCAGUCCUAUUCCAGGGCACUGUUUUCGACAACAUCAAGCAAGGACUCGUUGGUACAAAUUGGGAGCAUGCCCCUCGAGAUCAACAAAUGGACCGAAUUCAAGAAGCCGCUAUCAUGGCCUUUGCACACGAUUUUAUCGCUGACCUCCCGAAUGGUUAUGAUACCGAAAUCGGCCACCGUGGUGGCCUUUUGUCUGGUGGUCAAAAGCAGAGAAUUGCCAUUGCUCGAAGCAUUGUCUCGCAACCUAGGGUUCUUAUCCUGGACGAGGCCACCAGUGCUCUAGAUCCGCAUGCCGAAAGUGUGGUUCAAAAGGCUCUGGACAAAGCUUCAGAAGGCCGUACUACUAUCGUCAUUGCCCACAAACUUGCGACCAUCCGAAAGGCUGAUAGCAUCAUCGUUAUGAAAAAGGGAUGCAUAGUCGAGCAUGGAACGCAUGAUUCUUUGCUUGCACUUGACGGCACAUAUGCUCAGCUCGUGAGAAUACAAGACUUGGCUGUUUCAAGUCGCGGAUCGCAAUCGGAACCAAAGCUGGAAUCUGUCAAUGACUCGAAAGUAGAUACUGUGGCUCAACUCCCAGUCCCAACCUCACACGCCUCGGUUGACAAAAACAACGGAAACAUGCCGCAGAAAGAUCAUGCCAAUUACGAUGACUUCAAGCAGCGAAACAUAAUUUUGGCCAUCUAUCGACUUCUCCGGGAGACCCCUGAGCUGAGAUUAGUGUACGGUCUGGUAUUAGCUGGAUGCAUAGUUGGUGGAGCAACGUUCCCCGGCCAAGCGAUUAUUCUAUCUAGUGUGGUCGAUAUUCUCACCCUGCCAGCAACGGAAUUAGAACACGAGGGAAACUUCCUUGCAACCAUGUUCAUUGUGCUUGCCGCCGGCUGUCUAGUAUCUUACUUCAUUCUCGGCUACGCAACCAAUACUGUCGCCCAGCAGUUCGGCCAUAAACUCCGGAGACAAAGUCUCCACGACAUACUCCGACAAGAUGUUCAAUUCUUCGAUCGCGAAGAGAAUAGUACCGGCGCACUUGUUGCGCGCGUGGAUUCGAACCCGCAGGCUAUCCUCGAGUUGAUGGGGUAUAACAUCGGUCUUGUCUUGAUCGCCGCCCUGAAUCUUUUCGCAUGUUCAAUUCUGGCUCUCGUUUACUCUUGGAAACUUGGCCUUGUCGUUGUCUGUGCUGGUCUUGCUCCGCUGGUUGGUUCAGGCUAUCUGAAGAUCAGGCUAGACGCGAAGUUUGAUCGUGACACUUCGAAGCGCUAUUUAGUUAGCGCGUCUAUCGCGUCGGAGGCUGUUACUUCCAUUCGCACGAUCUCGUCGCUUGCGAUUGAGCAUUCUGUCUUAGAGAGAUACACUAGAGAGUUGGAUGCAGCGAUGGCUGACUUGAAGCGUCCGUUGUUUACUGUGAUGGUGAGCUUUGCCUUCACACAAUCCGCAGAACACUGGUUCAUGGCUCUUGGCUUCUGGUAUGGAUGUCGCCUGUUGUCGUUCGGUCAGGUUACCAUUUACGCAUUCUUCGUCGCCUUUCUGGGGGUCUUCUUCUCCGGCCAAAGCGCAUCGCAGCUCUUUCAAUUUUCCACGAGCAUCACGAAAGGUGUCAACGCCGCCAACUACCUCUUCUGGCUCAACGAUCUUCAGCAAACAAUGCGGGAGACAGAUGGAACGCGAGAAAGUGGCCCUGGCGCAGCAGACAUAGUUGAUCUAGACAACGUCAAUUUCUCAUACCCUCUUCGACCCGAGAUCCUGGUUCUUAAAGGCCUUAAUCUGAGUUUCAAAAAAGGCCAAUUUAUAGCCCUUGUCGGCUCAUCAGGAUGCGGCAAAUCAACCGUGAUAGCUCUCCUGGAGAGAUUCUACGAUCCAUCAGCCGGGUCGAUCAAAAUCGAUUCCUCACCCCUACCAAGUUUCAACCCCCGCCUCUACCGCCGAAUCGUCGCCCUCGUACAGCAGCAACCAGAUCUCUUCCCUGUCUCUAUCCGUGAAAACGUCGCUUUUGGUCUCGGCUACGACGAUCGCGUCGAUCUCACGGUAGAAGACUAUCAGAUCGAGUCUGCUCUUCAAGCAGCCAACGCAUGGGAUUUCGUCUCAUCUCUCCCCGACGGGUUGGAUACAUUUGUUGGAUUCGGUGGAUCACAGCUUUCCGGCGGUCAGAGGCAGCGGAUUGCAAUUGCGAGAGCACUGAUCCGCGAUCCCAAGAUUCUUCUCCUGGAUGAGGCUACUAGUGCGCUUGAUACGGAGAGUGAACGGGUUGUGCAUGCUGCUCUUGCAGCAGCGAGGGAUGGAGAUCGGAUGACGGUUGCUGUGGCGCAUCGGCUUAGUACGGUCAAGGAUGCGGAUGUGAUCUGUGUGUUUCAUGAAGGUCGGAUCAAGGAAAUGGGAUCACAUUGUGAUUUGAUUGGGAUGGGUGGAAUGUAUAGCAAGAUGUGUGAGGCUCAGGCUUUGGACUAG